AUUCCUGUGCUUCCCACUGCCCCAGCUUGGUCUACCAUGGCUCCUCUUUGGUUCUACUCUUUCAUCAUGCUCUGCAUCUUUUCAAUCUCCGCUCUUCCUCACUCUCUCAAUACCUCUCAACAGCAACAAUUGCUCCUGCAAUUCAAAACGGCUAUUUCCAACAACAACAGCUCUUCACUGCCAGAUUGGACUCCCCUUCACCCCCUCUGUAAUUGGUCUGCCGUUACCUGCGAUCCCUCUUUCCACUCCGUUGUCGCCCUCAACUUAUCCAACAUGAACUUACACGGCACCAUCUCUCCUCUGCUUGGGAAUCUCUCCUCUCUUCAAUCCCUCGAUCUCUCCAACAAUGCCCUCACUUCUACCAUUCCACCUCAACUCGCACAAUUCACACAUCUGCAGGUACUCUGGCUACACCGCAAUCAAUUGCAAGGAACCAUUCCGCCAACUCUCUCCGCUUGCCGCAGUUUGUAUGAUCUGGCACUCUCCUUUAACCAACUCCAUGGCAGCAUUCCGCCUGAGCUGAGUCUCCUUACAAGAUUGAAGUUCCUCAACUUAGGACAAAACAAUCCCACAGGUGUUAUUCCCCCUUCUUUCAAAAAUCUGUCCACUUUAGUUAAAUUGUAUGUGGGAGAAAAUGAUCUCACGGGCACCAUUCCUCUUGAAAUGGGAGCCCUCUCUCAACUACGGGAACUCUCCCUUUGGUCGAAUUCGUUGUCAGGCACCAUUCCCAGCUCUUUAGGAAAUCUGUCUUCCUUGACCUAUUUAGAGUUGGCAGAAAACGAUCUUCAUGGCCCCAUUCCCCUUGAAUUGGGCAUGCUCAAUCACCUGCAGAUAAUUUAUCUUUAUACAAAUAACUUAUCAGGCACCAUUCCCAGCUCCUUAGGAAAUCUGUCUUCCUUGACCGAUUUAGAAUUGGCAGAAAAUGAUCUUCAUGGCCCCAUUCCCCCUGAAUUGGGCAUGCUCACUCACCUGCAGAUACUUUACCUUUCUACAAAUAACUUAUCAGGCACCAUUCCCAGCUCUUUAGGAAAUCUGUCUUCCUUGACCGAUUUAGAUUUGGCAGGAAACGAUCUUCAUGGCCCCAUUCCCCCUGAAUUGGGCAUGCUCACUCACCUGCAGAUACUUUAUCUUUAUACAAAUAACUUAUCAGGCAUCAUUCCCAGCUCUUUAGGAAAUCUGUCUUCCUUGACCGAUUUAGAAUUGGCAGAAAAUGAUCUUCAUGGCCCCUUUCCCCCUGAAUUGGGCAUGCUCACUCACCUGCAGAUACUUGACCUUGGUACAAAUAAUUUAUCAGGCACCAUUCCCGGCUCUUUAGCAAAACUCUCGAAAUUGACAAUAUUAGAUCUAUCUGGAAACCAGCUCAGUGGACAUAUUCCACGCGAAAUUGGCACCAAGCUCUCAAAUUUGCAAUAUCUCAGUUUAUGCGGAAAUCAGCUUAGUGGAAAAAUACCAAAGUCCCUUGGAAAUUGUUCCAACCUCACGGAACUUUAUUUACAUAAAAACCAGCUCAUUGGAAUGGUGCCGAUGGAGCUGGGUAAAUUGGACCUCCUUACCAAGCUUUAUCUACAUACCAAUCAACUUGUUAGCGAUAGCAGCAAUACAUUGUCUUUCCUAACUUCUCUAACAAAUUGCUCCCAUUUGCAAGAAAUGUUAGUGUCUAAUAAUCAUCUCACUGGUAUAUUGCCCCCAUCCAUAGGCCAACUGUCUUCCAAUCUCACUUACUUGGAUUUAUCAAACAACAUGAUAGGUGGAAGCAUACCACAACAGAUUGCCAAUCUAACAAACUUAACCUAUUUAAGUUUAAGCAAUAAUCUUUUCAGUGGCAAUAUUCCAUCUAGAGUUAAAAGAUUCCAGAAGUUGGAAAGAUUGUAUUUGGGUGGGAACAAAUUAGAAGGAACCAUUCCAAGUGAGAUAGGUCAAAUGCAACAUCUAGGACUCCUAAACCUUAGUCAUAACCAGCUAUCUGGAAAACUACCAGAUUCCCUUUGUAACCCCCAGCAGCUAAGACGUCUUUUACUUCAGCACAACAACUUUUCUGGGGAGAUCCCUGUUAGUUUAGCACGAUGUCAGAAGUUGGAACUCAUUGACUUAUCUUACAAUAAAUUUAGGGGAAGUAUACCUUCUGAUUUCAAUGCCAGCCUUAAAAAUCUGGAAUUUUACCUCAAUCUCUCAUGGAAUUCUCUGGAAGGGUCCUUGCCACUGGAGAUAAGUAAAAUUGCAAUGGCUCAAGCCAUAGAUAUCUCUGGAAAUCAACUUACUGGGAUGAUUCCGAUUUCUCUUGGAGACUGCACAGCAUUAGAACAUCUAAAUCUGUCCCACAAUGCCUUUGAAGGUCCAGUUCCAGGUUCACUCUUCAAAUUACAAAAUCUCCAAGAAAUGGAUCUUUCCAGCAAUUCUUUAUCAGGUUCAAUACCAAUGUCCCUUGAAAGACUGAAAGCACUAAAGUACAUGAAUCUUUCUUUCAAUAAUUUGUCAGGGCAGAUUCCAGACGGAGGGUUAUUUCCAAAUAGAACUGUUAUAACAUUCUUUAUGGGAAACCCUGGGCUUUGUGGCCCAACGAAUUAUACAUUGCCUCCAUGCCCAAAGCAGACUCAAGAAAAGCAUUCACUGAUAAAAAAAAUAGUCUUAUCAGUUGUUGGAACUAUUGCAUUUAUAUUAUGCUCCUACAUCUUAGGAAUUUUAUGGAGACAAAAAUUUUCAGGCCAACUAUUCCAUCCUUCAAAUUUUUUUUUUCAGAGGCUUAGCUAUCCAAAAUUUUCUUAUCAAGAUCUUGUCAUUGCAACAGCCGAAUUUGAUGAGGCAAACUUGCUUGGAGUGGGGAACUUUGGAUCAGUCUACAAAGGCAUUUUGAGGGAUGGUAAGAUAGUUGCAAUUAAGGCUCUUAAUUUGCAGAACGAAGAAGCUAAUAAGAGCUUUAAUACAGAAUGCAAAGUGUUGGGGAGGAUUCGGCACCGUAACCUGGUAAAAAUCAUAAGUGCAUUUUCCUACCCUGGCUUCAAAGGUUUGGUUCUUCAAUUUGCAUCAAAUGGGAGCUUGGAGAAACAUUUGCACCCUGACAAAGACGAUCACGAAUUUAGUACAUUGGGAUUCAGCGACUGUUUGAGCAUUGCUGUGGAUGUUGCCCAUGGCAUGGAAUACUUACAUCAUGAUUGUCCUUUGCAAAUUGUGCACUGUGAUUUAAAGCCUAGCAAUGUGCUCCUGGACGCCAAGAUGACAGCCCUUGUGACUGAUUUUGGUAUAUGCCGUUUGACUACUCCAAAUUCCAUUGAUUCAUUUAGUGCAACAACAUUUGCACUCAAAGGAUCCAUUGGCUAUAUUGCUCCUGAAUAUGGAUUGUGGGGGAGUGUUUCCACAAAGGGAGAUGUUUACAGUUAUGGAAUCCUGAUACUAGAGAUGGUUACAAGGAAGAGGCCAAGUGAUGACAUGUUUGUGGGAGACCUGAACUUGCAGAGGUGGGUAAGAUCAGCUUUUCCAGACAGACUGGCAGAUAUUGUUGAUAUCGGGCUAUUGCGAGAUGUGAAUGAAAACAUGGAAGACAAUAGAUGUCUUCUUUCUUUCAUUAAUGUUGGUUUGCUUUGUAGCAGUGAAUCACCAAGAGAACGACCUUCCAUGAGAGAUGUAGCCAAGUUUGUGGAGAGUAUCAGGAGAUCUUUCAUGGGAGGAGCAGCUGCUUCCAAUUUGACAUCUACCAUAUCGGACCUCCUGCACAAUACCAUUCCCACAGAAACAUUGGCAUCUGACAGUCAAAGUUCUACAUUUUAGAUGUUCAUUAGUUCGAUUAAGAAGUUUCAUCCUUUAUGUUUGCCGGUUUCAAGUUUGUCUUCCAUUACAGGUUGGUCUUCUUUAAUGUAAAAUCCUCCUCAGGUUAAAUUCUAUUUCUUUGAUCUUGAAAAGCUGUUCAAAUUGAUGUAUAUGCAUUAUACUAGCUUGAGAAAGUAGAAUGUUGUCUAUAUAUACUUUCUUCCUCUCA
Molecule: messenger RNA, 3970 nt
Organism: Cryptomeria japonica (Japanese cedar)
Lineage: Eukaryota; Viridiplantae; Streptophyta; Pinopsida; Cupressales; Cupressaceae
Product: putative leucine-rich repeat receptor-like serine/threonine-protein kinase At2g24130
Exons: 2
Coding region: 37-3762 (1241 amino acids)
Biological process (GO): protein phosphorylation
Molecular function (GO): ATP binding; receptor serine/threonine kinase binding; protein kinase activity
Source: RefSeq, a predicted model, not a curated record